AUGUCUGCCAGUUUGUGGGAUGAUUCUGAUUCGGACGACAACUUGCCAGCUGAAUGGGAACAAACUUAUCAGGAUAAUUUCGUUAUUUACUACAAUCGGUUGACUAGGCUUUCGCAAAAGACUCAUCCUAUUUCAGGCCGUAUUAAGCAAUUACCAUCUGUGUUACCCAAAAGUUGGUCUUCUUGCCCCGACAAAUCUGGAAAAACAGUUUAUUUAAAUUCUGAAACUGGCUGUUCAACUUAUUCUGACCCUCGGCUUGCUUCUGCUCUAUUAACCCAUUCUGCGAAAUUAAAUAGAGGUACCCAAUUUAAAUUUGACAAAUUCUCAAGCGUUAAUGAUAUUCUAUUAAAUAAAGAUCUUCGUGGGUUUUACGCUCUUGUAACAAAUUCAGGCUGUGGUCUUGGUUUAUCAAUCGCUCUUCAUCUCGUCCGACAUGGAGCUACUGUUAUAUGCGCUUGUGUUAAAUGUCCAGAAAAUGCUAUUCCCAUAUGUGCUGAAACGAAAGCAUUUGGUAAAAACAAUAUCUUUGUAGAUUCUAUUAUGAAGUCCAAUAAUAAAGAUUCAUGUCAGUUAUAUUGGAUACCGUAUAAUCCUUUUGAACUAUAUAGUAUCAUUCAAUCCGUUCACAUAUUGCAGUCAUUGAACUGGCCUCUCCAUGCAUGUAUCAUAACUGAUGAUCUAUUUCCUUUUGCUCAAUGGAAUUUCCUCCAGCCUUUUACAAAAAUUGUGUCUUGUUUGAGUGCAAUGUUUUCGUCCAAAAUUUUAUGCUGGUUUAAAUCUAUUUUCAAGUCUGUAAGAAAUUAUGAGAUACAAGUGUUAAAUUGGAUUGGCAAAAAAGUACUUCCUUCAUGGAUUCCUGCUUAUUCAUGUGAAUGUUCAUAUAAACAUUUCUCAUAUUUAACUUCUGAUGGAUUUGAAAUAUCAAUGCAAUACAAUUUUUUAGCUCCUGCAUUGUUUUUAGAUCGAUUAUUAAAAGCAAGGUUUAUGAAUCGUUCACCUAUUUCGACUACUUCGUCGGGUAAUACAUUAUUUGACGACUCAACUUUACGUAUAGUGAUAGUUUCAUCAGAGAUUCACAAAGAGGGCAAUUUGCAACACUGUAUUAAAAAACUGAAUAUUUCGAAGAUGUUUCAAACAAUUCCAAGAUCUUCAUAUGAUUCGAUGAGACAAUAUGCAAAUUCCAAAUUAUGUAUGUUAUUAUUUAUUCGUGAAUAUCAACAACGUAUUCGUCAGCAUAAUGAAAUGAACACGUUUUCAGUCACUACACCUACAAUGUUGGCUUGUACUGGAUGUGACCCGUUUAGUGUGUAUUGUAUUAAACAAUUUUUUAUGAAUCUUUGCUGUCUGUCUAUCAAAAACCCAUUUCUUUUAGUGCUACAAAUAGUAUAUCUUUUAUCAAGACCAUUCGGUAUGUCUUUGGAUCAGGUGAUUGCUAAUCCUUUACUUUGUGCUGUGCACAGAGUCACAACUUUAGAACAAUUAGUAACUGGUCAUUCUAAACAGAUGUCGUAUUUCGAUAAGUGCCAACCUUCCACCACAUUAUUAGAUGAUCUACGAGUUUUUGAAUUGGACUUUUUAUCCAAAACUAUAUUUACCAAUACUGUAACUAUUUUUCGUGAAUAUGAAUAA
Messenger RNA from Schistosoma turkestanicum, 1629 nucleotides. The record is from the annotation of a GenBank genome assembly. Lineage: Eukaryota; Metazoa; Platyhelminthes; Trematoda; Strigeidida; Schistosomatidae.